UAUUAGAUCAUCGCAGUAGUUAUGCAGUUUUGAUGUUGAAGUUCCCAGCUUCGCGACAGCUAAACUGUAAGAGGCUUCGGUGCACCAAGGGCUUAGCUCGACUACAGCCAAUCAGAAGUUGCCUUUUUGUUUUGCAUAGUAACGAAUGCACCACCCGUCACCUGUCAGGCGCGCUGUGCUACGCCAGCGCUGUUUAUGAAUCCAGUCUGUUGGUAGACUACUGAAAGACCCCGGUUAGUUUACUCUGUUCAAGGAUACUGAACUUACUUCCUUAUUUGAUGUACAGUAAGCGCGGAAUGUAAUAAAAAAUCUUGGCGUGCACGGCUUGUUUUCUAAAUGGAUGGAUAUAGUAAAGGAGACACUUGAUAAGCAGGAAAUACUACUUCCUCAGUGACUGUUUCCAUUUAUUUUAAAAGAAAAUAUGCAAACCUGUUACAACACCGGCUGCUGCAGUUCCACCAGAGGAAGCCUGGAAUCAGUGCGUUUAUUGUGCAUCUUGUAAGACUGUAGUUGUCCUCUCCGCUUCCAUGAUGAAGAUCGCUGUGCUGGACCUGGGCACUAUAUUUGCUAAAAUCUUUAAAUCGUCUAUACCGCCCCAAAUUCCUGCCGCACCGUCACCUUCCGUUGGCUGCCAAGAUGAACCUGCUGCGCUUACAUUGCCUUCAGUUCACAAGAUGAUGCCUCUCAUAUCUUCAUCCUUCAAGAAUGGCAGCUCAGUUCCUAACAGCCCACGAACAGUCAAGAGCAACGCCAGUCCCCUCGCCUUGGUUACAGGUUUGAAAUUCUCAGAGCCAACCGUUAAUCGGAUAUUGGUCCGUCCAGCUCCAAGUUCAUGCCUUGUCACCUUAAACACGAUCAAAUCGAGCCCUCCGUGUCCAACGGCCACUAUCCAGAGCGGUGGGCGAGCCUUACUUGGCAUACCUGAGAACUUGAGAAGGAGCGCGUUGGGCAAGACUGAAGCGAGUGGUACGGAGUCGCGGCAUCCGGGCAGAAAGAGCUUGUCAAAAGGUUCUGAUCACCAGUUUAUUGAAAGCCAAGCCAACUCUCUUCCUCUUCACUUUACAUCACAUGUUGUUGGUGCCAUUCAAAAUUACCAAAGAAAAGAUUCAAUACCCUCGGACACAUGCAGUGGGCAAACUACACUUACAGAUCUCAACAAUUCUUGGUCUGAAAUUCACAGUUAUGCAACUUGUUUAUCAACAGAAAGAAGCUCAGUUUACUCUUGGAGAGAUGAUGAAUUUGACAAAGUUAACACCCAGAAAAUCCGACAGUUAUUUUGGGAUGUUGAUGAGAUGUUAUUUGAAAGUAAAGUGAGUUCCAGAACUGAAGGCUUGCAAACAGAAUGCAAGGAAUGGACCACACGGUCACCCCACCUCAGGAUUUUAGGUACCCAGCUAAUGCUACCAAAAGAUGAUGGUUUUCAGCACUUUCACAGAAGAAAUACAUCUGAAGAGACAUCCUCUCAAAGAUGCCUUGAUAAUGUUUCUGAUAUAAAAGAAAUGUGUCUCUCUGGCCAAAGACUGGAACCAUCUUUAUCUCCUGUCCACAGUGCACUGAUCUCUGCCAAAGGCUUAUUUUCAUCAGAUACAUCAGUUUAUUCUUUCUUGGAAGAAGAGAUUUUUGAAUCAGAUGGAAAAAUUGAGGAAUAUUUUGCUUUUGAUUGUAAAGAGAUCGAGGAUGAGGUGCAUGAACUCAAAAGAAUCCCUAAGAGGAAUAAGCGUGGAGUACCGCCUGUUUCACCACAUGCUUGUAUCAAAGAUGCCGUAACUGCUGAGGUCUUUGAUGAUGUAUGGAGGGAAACAGUUGAGAUUCUAGAAGAACUCAUAAGGAAACACUGGGAAAGUGACCUGCCAGAUGAGGAUUCACAUAUGAUAAAUGUGGAUAGUUCCAAUGAUAAAAUGUUACUCAUGCCUGCAUCCCAAACUGCAGUGGAUGAUUUUACAGUAUCGCCUUCAAGAAGCUCAGAUGCAAGAAUAAUGUCUUGGUCUAAUUUGCUGCCACAUCGGGCCUCUAGAAUACAAAGUGCUUUCAACAGUAAUUUAAAUGGAGUUAUGACAAUUCAAGCCAAACCACUGCAGCACAGAUAUUCUGGGUUACCGGAAAAGACUCAAUCUGAAAUAGAAGACAAGGCAACCAGUAAUUUCAGCUCUUCAUGCAGUCGAAUAAGUCGACUCAACAACAGUAUUCUUUCUUCAUCAAAGAUGCCAAACACAAUUUUCCGCAAACCUCCUUCUCAGCGGAAACUUCCAGCACUCAGCUCUGAUGCCUUGCGAUUAAAGACAGUUAGUGAUGAAGUUCUGAGAGGAAUUAAAAUGCAAAGAAACACUGGUACUGACUACUUAUCAUCAUCAUCAUCUGCAAUGCAAAGCUUGCAGAAAAAGCAGCUACCAACAAUCCAUUCAGAAACAUUGGAACAGAGAAUUUUAGUACCAGCAUCACGUCACUUACAGUGCAAAGGAAAAAUGUUACACAACAGAGUAUUAAGUGCUGUUCCUGAAAGCAUCGGCCAUCGACCUCUUAGGGAACGAGCUAUUGCGCUGGAUCCAUUGUCAAGGCCUAAAACAACUCAUACAUUUAGGUCUGACACUUUAUUUAAAAGAUCUUUAACACCAAUGGAUUUUGCGAGCCACACUCGAUUUGGGAAAGGAUCGUUUACAGGUGAACCUGUGGAUAUUGGAGUGACUGGAUUCAGUGUUGGAGCUCCUUGUUUGGGGUCCAAUACUAUUUCUGAUCCUCUGCUACACCAUCAGCGACAUCAUUUAUCCCAGUCUAUAACAAAGGAUGUUGAAGGAGAAUGUCAACCAUCGUGGGGUCCACAUAACCAGACAAGAGCCUUCAAUCGGAACUCAACAUUUUGGAAAAAGAAAUACCAGAUGGUUUCCUCGUGAUAUUUUUUUCAAUGACUGAAACUGGUACAGUCUAUAAAAUAUUACAGUUUAAAUGUAAGAAUAACAAAGACAAGAAAAUAAAAUAUGUACAUGGAUUAUAAUGUUAAAUGAAUUUGCAAUUAAGUCAUGAUGAAUACAAAAUUGUUUAUUUACUGGGUAAAGCAAGUUCAUAAAAGGAUGAAUGAAAUAUUUAUAAAUAUAUAUUAUUUUAUACAUAUAUACUACUGGUCAAAAAUUUGAAAUCGUCCAGUUUUUUCAUAUUUUGGACAGAUACUUUUUUUUAUCAGCACACCAUUAAAUUAAUUUAGAUCUACAGCCAAGACAUUACUAGUCUUUCUAAUAGCUAUUACUCCUUGAAAUUAGUGAUUUUUAAUUUAUUAUUCACAUAUGACUGUAAAGCUCAGUUUCCUUAUAGUAAACUCCCUUACCUUAUCCCUAAAUAGUAAUUAUAAAUGGUAACUAGUUAUUUAAUAAACCUUUGUAAUUAUAUUAGCACCUCUGAAACCUGUUUUUCUGUUCGUUUGCUUGGCAAGGCAUUGGCAUUCCUAAAGUUCAGUUCUGGGUUCAGAAAUGGCCAAACAGCUUUCUCAAGAAAUAUGUCAGUCUAUCAGGUUUUUUUCUUUCUCAAUAUGAAGAUUAUUCCAUGUGACAGAUUGCCAAGAAACUGAAGGUCUCAUACAAAAGGUGUCUAUUACUACCUUGACAGAAGAAAGCAAACCGUAUCUAAAAAGGACAGAAAAAGAUGAGAAAUGCACAACUGCAUAACAGGAUAAGUAAAUUAGAGUCUGCAGUUUGAGAAACAAAUGCCUUAAUUGCCUCCUCCCUUAAAUACAUAACAAAUACCAGUGUCAUUUGCAACAAAGAAAAAUGACUCCAGAAUGCUGAUCAUAACAUACUUUUCCAGUUAUUAGGCAUCCAGUGUCUGUCCAAUUUUAACCUUUUCUUAUUAUUUGCCAGUUUCAGGCAGGACUUUUUUUUCUAAGCUCUACCUCAAAGGCAAGCAUCUCUAAAUAUUAAAUUAUAAAUCAGUCAUUUCAAGCAGUAAUAGCUAUUAG
Molecule: messenger RNA, 3943 nt
Organism: Erpetoichthys calabaricus (reedfish)
Lineage: Eukaryota; Metazoa; Chordata; Cladistia; Polypteriformes; Polypteridae
Gene: fam149a
Product: family with sequence similarity 149 member A
Exons: 15
Coding region: 528-2888 (786 amino acids)
Source: RefSeq, a predicted model, not a curated record